GUAAUCCUCUCUCGCUGCAACGUGAUUCCCUCUCACAGGAGAGCCGAUUCUUCUCUCUACACUUCGUGGAAGGCAUCAAUGGACAUGAACGCAGAGCGGCCAUUCGCCUGCAGUGCUCCCGGCUGCACACAGCGUUUUCCUACUGAAGACCACCUGAUGAUCCACAGACACAAGCAUGAGAUGAGCCUGAAGCUACCCUCUGCUAAAAAGGACAGUGUCCUCUCAGACCAGACCCCCACUCCCACUCGGUUCCUGAGGAGCUGUGAGGAGGUGGGUCUGUUCCGGGAGCUGGACUCACAGGCUGCAGAGCAUGGGCCUCACCUGUCAGUCCCUCAGGGGAGUGUGGACCAUGACCACAUGAGUGGCAGCUCCGCCAGCCAACAGGCCCCGCCCACUAAAGCCAACUCCAUCCUCACCCAGCAGACAACCACCAAUCAGCAGCUAGGGCCUGGGUCUGGGCUGCUCUCCUGCAUGCUGUAUCUUCAGGCCCAGCAGCGACAACCUCAGCCUGCGUCCCGACCUGACUCCGCCCAGCCUGACCCCGCCCUUCCAGACUCCGCCCACCCCAGCGCUGUGAGUCACACCUGUACCUGCUCAGACCUUCAGCAGGUAAAAAGCCAUGGAUUGCCCAUAGGUUCCAGGUUGAUAGGCUCCACCCACGGCAGCACUGGCUCCUCCCCCCAGAUUCUGCACUCUGAGGCCAAGCAGAAGCUGAAGGCUACCCUCAGACACCACUCUGGUUGUGCUCCCGAUGGCGACUCUGACGCUGUGGGUCACAUGAUGCCGAUGACAUCACCACCGCAGCAGCAGCUGCCACACGCCUAUCAGCGCCCCGGCCACGCCCACUCACAGAGCCCCACCCACAGCCACCCCCAGGGCGGGUACAACCACCCACAGCGCCACUUCAACCAGCUCCGCCCCCCCCUGCCCCAGACCCCCCCACACGCCCCCGCCCACCCCGGGACGCCCUCGCAGGUGUGGGCAGGUGUGCAGGCAGGUGUGGGGCGGCGCAGGCGGGGCCGGGAGGAGGACUCUGACGGACGGAGAGAGAAGUUUCUGGAGCGGAAUCGUGCCGCGGCCUCGCGCUGCCGGCAGAAGAGGAAGGUGUGGGUGUGUUCACUGGAGAGGAAGGCCGAGGAGCUGAGCCACACACACCUGCAGCUCCAGAAUGAGGUGACUCAGUUGAAGUCAGAAGUGACACAGCUGAAGCAGCUCCUGUUGGCCCAUAGAGACUGUCCCAUCACCAAGAGGCUCAGGGAUACCACAGUGCAGACCCCCGGCCAGCAGAUGGCGCUGCCCCGUCCUGCUCUCAGCCCUCCACUGCAGCAGGGGGCGAUAGAGAGCAAGCUACACCUCUGACACAUUGCCAUUAACCUCUCUCUCACACACACAUACACACACAGACACACACAGUGCCAUUAACCUCUCUCUCUCUCACACACACACACACAGACACACACAGUGCCAUUAACCUCUCUCUCUCUCACACACACACACACGUUUUUCAUUAAAUGUGAGAAAAAAAUGAUAUUUUGGUUCAAUAUGGAGGAAAAUUCACUGUUUUAUUUAGCGUUUGGCAGCCCAUACAGUGGUGUUGUGUGAACUGCAUAUCUCAGGAUGAGUGUGUGGCUCUCAGUUGGGAUGAGAAUGAGGGGGGGGUG
Messenger RNA from Conger conger (European conger), 1661 nucleotides. Its product is annotated as cyclic AMP-responsive element-binding protein 5-like. Gene Ontology annotation, biological process: regulation of transcription by RNA polymerase II. Gene Ontology annotation, molecular function: cAMP response element binding; DNA-binding transcription factor activity, RNA polymerase II-specific. Bases 79 to 1359 code for a protein of 426 amino acids. Lineage: Eukaryota; Metazoa; Chordata; Actinopteri; Anguilliformes; Congridae. The record is from RefSeq and is a predicted model, not a curated record. The transcript is spliced from 11 exons.